This is a messenger RNA of Chenopodium quinoa (quinoa), 2429 nucleotides long. RefSeq names its product receptor-like protein kinase At3g21340. The transcript has 7 exons. Gene Ontology annotation, biological process: protein phosphorylation. The coding region runs from base 119 to 2044 and encodes 641 amino acids. Lineage: Eukaryota; Viridiplantae; Streptophyta; Magnoliopsida; Caryophyllales; Amaranthaceae. Gene Ontology annotation, molecular function: ATP binding; protein kinase activity. The record is from RefSeq and is a predicted model, not a curated record.
UGCUUCAUCAAAUUCUAUCUUAACUCUUUCUUUAAUUAAGGAAGGAAUGACUUGAAUAUGAAUAAGCUCAGGUACUCAUUCUAAUUAAACUCUGCUAAUUAAUUACAACAGCUCGAGUAUGAGUUUCCUUGGUCAGAUGCAGGGCCUAAUCAUCAGCAUCACUUUGAUGCUGUAUCUACUCACAUAUGAUGCAGCCGACGACAACAAAGGCCCUGCAUACCACCAUUGCCCGGCUACUAGCUUCUCCUACGGCGCAGGCAGCACGUUUGAAGAGAGUCUAAAUCAGACGCUUUUCACAAGACUCUUUGCUGAUGCAACCUUACGAACCUAUUCUAAAGUCACCAAUGGUACAGGUAUUAAUCAGGUCACUGCUCUGUAUUUCUGCAGAGGAGAUGUUGAUGUCGAUACGUGCCACAGGUGCAUCAACGCUGCAGUACAGGUAAUUGUACAGAAGUGCAAAUAUAAGAAAGAAGGGAUUGUUUGGUACGAGUUUUGCACCUUGCGCUAUGCCAAUCACACCAUCUCCUCCCUCGACGAAGAGAUUCUAUAUAAAACACAUUACAAUGAUACCGGUUUGGUUAGCGACCCCAUUCUUGAACCACACCGCGACCUCUUUAACAUGACCAUGACUAGUCUCUUUAGCAAAGCUGCUUAUAACAAAAACCCUCUUGGUUUUGCCACAAACGAAACCAGUCUAUCCGCGUCUCAGAAGCUUCGCGGCUUUGCACAAUGCAGUCCUUAUAUCAGUAAUAACCUUUGUGAGAAAUGCCUAAGCAACGCAUAUAGUAAGAUGCUUCAAUGGGCCAUCACUAUAGUAUUUUUGCCUAGUUGUAAUCUCGGGUUUGAUUUAAUUGGACCCCCUUCUCCCACCGGACCACCUUCAUCCCCUAAGAAGAAUCCCCUAUCAGAGCAUUAUAAGGUCCUCCUCCAGGUGCUACUACCUGUCGUCAUGUUCUUCUCAAUCGUAGGUGCCUUUUGGUUUUGGAGGUGGCGGUGUAGGCCAUCAGUUACAGGUGGGACUAACAAUGUAACAGAAGCUACCAAAGAUGAGACUGAAAUUGAAGAUGCUAGUAGGCUUCAAUUGGCGCGAUUUACCUAUUCUCAAAUAAAGGAUAUGACAAAUGAUUUCAAUAGAGUACUAGGUGAAGGUGGCUAUGGAAUCGUUUAUUAUGGUCGCUUAAGUGACAACCACAGGGAAGUUGCUGUCAAGGUGCUCUCAAAAAAUGAUGCCCCUAAGCAAUUUAGCAAUGAGGUUAAUGUGCUAGGGAGGAUAUAUCACAAAAACUUGGUUACUCUAAUCGGAUUCUGCGAAGAAGGAACCAGCAACUUGGCACUUGUUUACGAGUACUUAUCUGGAGGGGACUUGAAAGCUCUUCUUUCAGAACAUUCAGGUGUAUUCAUAAGCUGGAAAAGGAGACUUUCGAUUGCCUUUGAUACAGCUAAAGGAUUGGAUUAUUUGCAUACCGGUUGUAGCCCGCCAAUAGUCCAUAGAGACGUUAAGCCGGCUAAUAUACUACUAAAUCGAGAUUAUCACAAGGCAAAAGUAGCUGAUUUUGGCUUCUCAAAAAUAUUUCCAGCUGAAUAUGUCUCAAAAUUAAAGACUCGAGUCAUUGGCACAACAGGUUAUCUUGAUCCUCAGUACCAUUUAACCGGACAGGUGAACGAAAAGAGUGACGUUUAUAGCUUUGGUGUUGUUCUGCUAGAGCUCAUAACAGGGAAAUCAGCAAUCAUAAAAAAUACAAACACACAUUUAGUUCAAUGGGUAACACCUCUAUUUGAAAGAGGUGACAUAGGUAGUAUAUUGGACCCGAGACUGCAUAUAGAGAUAGGCGAAAACUACAACACUCUAUGGAGAGCAACAGAGCUAGCUAAGAAAUGUGUUGAAUUAGAUGCAACAGAUAGACCAACUAUGAGUGACAUUGUUAUUGAAUUAAGGGAGUGCUUGGCUAGAGAGAACGCGGAUGUUGAGAGUUCGAGCUCGGCGACUACAGAGAUGAUGACAGCCGUGGUUUCAAGUGCUUCAAUGAGUCCACAUCCUCGGUAGUAUGAUCAAGUGUCCGCAAGGGUUGCCAAAUUUAUCAUUGUGAUAUGCUUUAGUAUUAUUAGAUGUAUAUGCAUGCCUAGUUAGACUGUAGAGAGAGUGACAAAGGGCAAAUAAUGUAAGUGAAUUGAUCUUUGCUUCUUUGGGAUCACGCUGAUAUAUUUAUGAUUUGAAAAUCACAAUUAGUCUCCCUCUAUGAUUAAAGUGGUGCUAUUAUUUUUUUAUUAUUUUUUUUUUAUUUUUUUUAAAAAUACCUAUUAAAAACCCUUAAAUUUGAAAACAACUAGCUAAUACGGAGUAAAGUUGUAUCUCCAAACAAAAAACCCUUGAAAAAAAUUGAGUCGCGCUAUUCACAAAUGGAUUCCAACAAAUGAUUCCGUUUGUGAGU